GUUCUGUUUUUGCUGAUUUUUCUUUUUUUUUUCUUUUAGAGUAGUUUGUUUGAAUUCGAGAGGUACUGAAAAUUCUAGGAAACAUCCUUUGUAGAAAUUUCAUCGGAGACGACUUGAGGAGAAACUGAAGCUCCCGUCACCUCUCCGAUCUCACAAUCCCAGAUUGAUUGAUUUUUGUCACUUUUUCGCGUUCAUCCGAUUAAAAGAUGAACGGAGGUCCCUCUGGUUUCAAUAAUGCUCCGGUCACGAAAGCCUUCGUUAUUGCGAGCGCCCUUUUCACUGUGUUCUUCGGGAUCAGGAGCGGUUCUUCCAAGCUCGGCUUGUCUUACCAGGAUAUAUUUGAGAAGUUUCGGAUUAGGAAAUUAAUCAUAUCGAACUUUGCCUUCUCUUCCUCACCAGAGUUGUUUUCCGGCCUGUAUUUGCUCUACUUCUUCCGAGUCUUUGAGAGACAGAUUGGUUCAAAUAAGUAUUCGGUUUUCAUCUUAUUCUCUGGGGCUGUAUCGCUAAUACUAGAGACCAUUUUGUUAUCACUGUUUAAAGAUCCUACUGCAAACCUACUGACAUCUGGACCAUACGCCGUCAUCUUUGCUUCUUUUGUACCCUUCUUCUUGGACAUUCCAGUAACAAAGAGGUUUGGUGUAUUUGGCGUCCACUUCUCUGAUAAAUCAUUCAUAUAUCUUGCAGGUGUCCAGCUUUUUCUAUCAUCUUGGAAAAGAUCCAUGUUUACUGGAAUUUGCGGAAUAGUUGCUGGUUGCUUGUAUCGGUUGAACAUCUUUGGUAUUCGCAAGGCAAAGUUCCCCCAGUUCAUGGCUUCGUUAUUUUUCCGGUUUUCUUUGCCCUCCUUGAGCAGCCAUUCUCAACCACCAAGAAGGACAUCACCCAACUUAGGUCGCCAAGCAGUGAGAGCUUAUCGAGCUCCAAUGCCUGCAACUACAGAGCCAUCUGAGGAAGCCAUAGCAACUUUGGUAUCUAUGGGAUUUGACCAGAAUGCAGCGAGACAGGCUCUUGUACACUCCAGAAAUGAUGUCAAUGCUGCCACCAACAUCCUUCUUGAAGCGCAUUCCCACUAAACCCUUUACUAGGAAGUGUCAGAAACAUUGUUGAUUUGGAUGAAGACAUUGCACAAGACAAGAGGUAUUUUUCUGCUGCGAUCUAAAAACAGGAAUGACCUUGCCUUAGCUAAUAUGUCCAGCGGAUGAUCUGAUUUACAUCCUCUUUUUCUUUCUUCUAGGUUUACUUUUUGCCUCUUUUAGUUACCGUGGUAGUUUUAGAACAAAGUGCGUAGGCAAUGUUUAUUAUGUAAGUGCAGACUUCAAAGAAAAAAACAUGGAGCUUGAUUCUUAUCUGACUAAACCUUUAGGGAUUAACAUCUACUGAUCCAUUUAACC
Capsella rubella is the source of this 1388-nucleotide messenger RNA. Its product is annotated as rhomboid-like protein 18. NCBI's taxonomy places the organism in Eukaryota, Viridiplantae, Streptophyta, Magnoliopsida, Brassicales, Brassicaceae. The record is from RefSeq and is a predicted model, not a curated record. The transcript has 8 exons. Gene Ontology annotation, molecular function: serine-type endopeptidase activity; protein binding. Gene Ontology annotation, cellular component: membrane. Bases 207 to 1070 code for a protein of 287 amino acids.